Solanum pennellii is the source of this 591-nucleotide messenger RNA. RefSeq lists its product as uncharacterized. Bases 1 to 591 code for a protein of 196 amino acids. Gene Ontology annotation, molecular function: nucleic acid binding; zinc ion binding. The record is from RefSeq and is a predicted model, not a curated record. NCBI's taxonomy places the organism in Eukaryota, Viridiplantae, Streptophyta, Magnoliopsida, Solanales, Solanaceae. The transcript has 2 exons.
AUGGAUAUUAAGUCUGCUGAAGCCAGAACAAACACCUACAACAAGAGCUAUCAGAAAAAAUUUCAUUUCUCCAAACUUGAUGACCAGAUACUGCAAACUAAUUGGACAAAACUAUGCCUCCAAAGCAAGCAACAGCCGCACAGAAGGACAAAAUCGAUAGCAGAAGGUACUAGUCAGACCCGGAGAGUUACUAGGGCCCGUGCCAAGUCUAUGCCUGGUAUUGUGCUUCAGUCGAAGAGCUCUAGGGCGUCAGGGUCACAGAUGGGCAGUGGUUUGAGCCAGUCGAGGCCACCUUUGACUCGGUGUUCUCGCUGUGGUAGAUCCCAUCCUGGGGAAUGUCGUUGGGCUACAGGUGCGUGUUUUUCUUGUGGCCGUCAGGGCCAUACUAUGAGGGAGUGUAACCUUAGAGGUAGUGCAGGUGGUAUGGCACAAUCUACUGGGUCCGUUGCUGGUUCAUCUUCUUCUGUGGCUAUGUGCCCUACGGGGCAGGGUAUUCAGGCGCCAGCAGGCCGUAGUAGAGGACGUGGUGGAACUUCUUGUUCUAGCGGUCCCUCGAACCGUAUAUAUGCUUUGACUAAUAGGCAGGAUUAG